AUGGAGGCGGGGUUGAUAGUCCUGACCCUGCUGAGCAUUAUGUUCUAUGUUUUCUCUUCAUUUGUCCCUCUUUGCAAUGAGGUUUCUGAAGAAUUUUACAAGCUCAGGUGUGCCAAGACCAAAAUUCCAGACGAGACGCUAUCCGUCCCGCUGGACUUUGAGCAGAUCGCCGCGGACAUCCACUUCCGCCGAGAAAUCGUCGAGCAGUGCAUCCACGAGACCCUGCUUUUCUUCGCUGGGGCCCUGCGAGACAACAAGGAGGUGGAAUUCUCCUUCAAGGGCAUUGGCAUCCUCGCUGUGCGAAGAAAAGCCGUCAGCAUGACCUUCUUCGAUGACUGCCUGCUGGAGCUGGACGCCACCGGGAACAUGCUGGCAGCUCUUCUGGAGGACUCCAAGAUGAGGGGUAUCGUGGCCUUCCCGGGCAAAAACGAUUUUACGCGGCUCAGCCGAGACGGGGUCAUCACGCUGCCAAGGUGA
Molecule: messenger RNA, 477 nt
Organism: Phalacrocorax carbo (great cormorant)
Lineage: Eukaryota; Metazoa; Chordata; Aves; Suliformes; Phalacrocoracidae
Source: RefSeq, a predicted model, not a curated record